AUGGACGCGGGCUUGGCGAAGUGCUGCCCGGAUGCGACGGACCUCAGCCACGCGACGUACAGGAACUUUCGACGGAGAGCGACGGUGUUCCAGAGGUUGUGCGCGCGCCGAGGCGCGCCAGUGGUGAGUGAGGGCGCCUACUUGCUCCUGCAGAGCCUGCAGGGCGACGCAUGGGACGCCUGUGAUGAGAUAAGUUUCGAGAGGAUGGACACCGCAGAGGCAUUCGACGAGAUUUUUGAGAAGUUGGACGUGCUGCACAGGUACACGCAGGAGGUCGAGUUGCCAGGAAGAUGCGACGGAUUUUUCGGAGAGUUCGCGCGGCAGCCGAAGGAGACGCUCAACGCGUACGUGCUCAGGCAUGGCAAGGAGCUGACGAAGCUGCGCGAAGCGGGACUUGAGCUGCCAGAUCUACUGGCAGGAUGGCAUAUGAUGACGCGAGCGGCGAUUCCCCAGUGGCAAGUACCCAACCUCAAGGCGCUGUGCAACAACAGGUUGACGGUGCAGGUGGUCACGGAGAGCCUGAAGACGAUGUUCGGAGGCGACAGCGUGGCGCACAAGAAGGACAUCGAUCGCGUGAGAAGUACUUAUCACGAAGAUGACGAAUGGUACGAGGAUGACGAGGAAGUGCCGGAGGAUCUCGAGAACGCCUACGAGGCUACCGAGGAGGCCUACGCAGCGUAUGCGGAGGCUCGAGCUAAGAUGAACGAGUUGGCAAAAUCCCGAGGAUUCUACCCCGUGGUGGCGCUGAUCGACGAGAAGCGUGGCGCGCAGAAGGGCAAGCAGAAAGGACGAUACGGUGGACGAGCACCCUUCGGCGGUGGCAAGGGUGGCAAGCAUUUCGACGGCAGCCCGAAGACGACGCAUACUGGAUCUACGCAGCAACACGGACCAAGGUUCAAGCGGCGACGAGAUGGAGCACCCGCCAAGCACGACGAGGACGCGAAGAUGCUGUACGAGAUCGGCACGGACAACAAGUUGACUGAGAUUGCGCCCAGUAUGGAGACGGCGCACGGAUUACAACUCGAAGAAGUGAAUUUGGCUACGGGCAGAGGAGUUGGCGACAGUGGAGCUACGAAGCCAGUCAUGGGACUCGACGAGUGGCCGAAGUGGCGCAAGAAGUUGACGGACAUGGGCAUGGCCGACCAGAUCACGACGGAGCGGUGCCAGAAGACAUUCCGGUUCGGCAACGAUGCUACGGCGACGGCAAAGCAGAUGGUUACGUUCCCAGUCUGGGUUCGCAAGACGAGGCGCGAGAUCACGGUUUACCUGGUGCCGGGCAAAGUUUCUCCUUUGGUGGCUCGGCCGUGUCUCGAAGAAUGGGGCAUCGUGGUGGACUACCGCAACAAGAAGGCGAUGUACCUGGACGAAGAACCGCAGACGUUGAGCGACAUCGAGACAAACGAGAAAGGCCACAUGAUCCUGGACCUCUUGAGUUUCCCAGAGGACGCGCUGGAGAUCAAAGAGGAGUCUAGCUCGACGGACGCCGACACGGACGGAGAUCACGAGGUCAAGAGCGAAGAGGAGAUAGAUUUCUACGUGACCAGCACUCAUGGCGAGGAGAAGGAGGACGCGGAGACGACGAACUUCGACGCCGAGCAGCUGAAGGACUGGUUUACGAAGGUUAACAGGACGCUCGACGAGAAACCCAAAGUUAAACGCAAGUUCUGGGAGAUUUUUGUCAAUGAAGGACGUAUUUCACAGUAUGUCGAGCAGCAUGGCGACUUCAAGACGGACAAGUAUACGUUGGACACUGGCUGGGAUUUCACGAGGAAGUCACAUCGCGAAGCGUUCUUUGAUAAAUUACGACGUGAAAGGCCAGAGGAAGUUUGGAUUUCACCGCCAUGUACGCUGUGGUCUUCGAUCAACACGCUGAACGACGCGAGCAAGGACAACAGAUAUCGGCAGCAACGCAGACGAGAGCGAGAGAAGCAGAAGAAAGAGUUUCUGAAGUUCAGCCGGGACAUCUACGACGAGCAGCAGAAGAACGAGAGGAACGCGCAUUUGGAGCAUCCCAGAUACGCGACGUCGUGGAGCGAGGACGUCUGGCAGGACAUGGAAGGAUACGACACGUUCGUGGACCAGUGCGCGCACGGGCUGAAGGCGCUGGACCGCGACGGGCGCAGGAUCGGUCCGAUCAAGAAGCCCACGAACGCGCGGACGACCAAGUACAAGAUGCACGAGGGACUCUGGAGGCGUUGCAGCUGUAAGGAGAAACACGUUAUGCUGGAAGGAGCUCACAACAUGCGCGGAGUGGAGAACUACCCGAGGAGUAUGGCGUUUCAGGUGGCAAUCUGCAUCGUGGACGGCCCGCAGAACGAGUCAAGCUACGCCGUGGAGGAGAUGACGCAAGAGGAGUUUGACAAGAUCGAGUACAAAGAAGUUUGGAAGAAUUUACUUGAGAAGUUCACGCUCGACGAGGUCAAGUGGGUUGAGAAGGUGCAUGUGCAGAUGGGUCACCCAUCGAGCGAAGCGUUGGCGGCAGCACUCAAGGAGAUGAACGCGGAUGAUCGUUUGGUGAGCUGCGCGCGGUUUUAUAUUUGUGAGAUAUGCUUGAAACGACAGAGGCCUAAACCAGUACGGAUCGCCAGGAUUCCAAAAGAUAGAGGUUUCAACGACACGAUCGACAUAGACACUUUUCACGUGAAGUGGAACGACAAGCACAAGCUGAUGUUUACGAUUAUGGACGAGAGCUCGCGAUACGAGGUCGACACGGUGGUGCCAGACGAAAAAGCGAAGACCGAGAUAAAGGCGAUCGAGAAAAACUGGAUCAAUUGGGCUGGUGUGCCAGUGCGCAUUCGGGCUGAUCAAAGUGGUGCGCAUGUGAGUGAGGAGUUUUCGGAGUGGUGCGACACGCGGCAGAUAAAAUUGCAGCUCAUACCGAGAGACGCUCAUCAUCGACUCGGGAUCCUUGAAAGGAAUCACCAAGUACGACGAGAGCAGAUUGCCAAGUAUCACGAGGACCGACCGGACGACAGCCUGAAGGUUACGGUGCGAGUGACGUGCGACAUGAGGAAUCGGCUACGUAACGUUCGAGGGUUUACUCCAGCGCAGCGUGCGCUAGGACGGCAGCCCAGAGAUCUGGGCCACAUGGCGGACGAGCCGACGACGAUGGGCGAUCUUGGAGAGCACGACGAGGGAUUCUACCAGAACCUGGGUCGCAGGCGAGACGCGGCCAAGGCCUACUUCGCGGCGAAUAUGUCGAGGGCAGUGCGAGAGGCUUUAGCGGCUCGCAACAGACCCUUAGCGAAGGAGUUCCAGAUCGGCGAGUACGUCUACUUCUGGAGGCGCGACAAGGGCGAGAGCGACUUGAUCAAGAGUUAUUGGAAGGGACCGGCGAUGGUGACGCAGGUCGAGUACACGGACGACCCCGACAAGCUGAGGCAGUCAGUCAUCUGGCGCGCGCAUAACAACACGCUGCUCAGGACGACGCACGAGUUGCUGAGGCCAGAGCUACCAGAGGAGCGGCGACAACGCGAGGAGGCAGAUGAUGAUUUCGGUCUACCCUUGUCGACGGCGGAGAGAUUGCUCAAGAAGUUGAAGAGCACGACCGGCUCCAUCAAGUACAAGGAUUGCGUUGGCGACGCGCUCGGGGACCCAGAGGACCACGUAGACGACGGACGGCCCGAGGGCAUGGACAUGGACGCUACAGGCGUGGACACUGAUGGCAAGGUGGAGGAGCCAGUCGAGGAGCGUGCUCAUCAUGACGAAAGGACGGGGAGCAGCGAAGAAGCCGAGCCAGCCGAGCGCGAGGUGAAGGAGGAGCAGCCGCAAUCAGCGGCGGCCGAGUCUCGACCGAAACCGAUCCACCGGAAGCCGAUGGCGGGCGAGAACCUCAUCUCGAGGCACCAAGCCAAGAGAAAGAAGAGGACGCUAAACCGGAGGCCAUAG
This is a messenger RNA of Prorocentrum cordatum, 3888 nucleotides long. The record is from the annotation of a GenBank genome assembly. NCBI's taxonomy places the organism in Eukaryota, Dinophyceae, Prorocentrales, Prorocentraceae.